Molecule: messenger RNA, 771 nt
Organism: Mytilinidion resinicola
Lineage: Eukaryota; Fungi; Ascomycota; Dothideomycetes; Mytilinidiales; Mytilinidiaceae
Product: DCP2-domain-containing protein
Exons: 3
Biological process (GO): nuclear-transcribed mRNA catabolic process, nonsense-mediated decay; deadenylation-dependent decapping of nuclear-transcribed mRNA
Cellular component (GO): cytoplasm; P-body
Molecular function (GO): RNA binding; 5'-(N(7)-methylguanosine 5'-triphospho)-[mRNA] hydrolase activity; manganese ion binding
Source: RefSeq, a predicted model, not a curated record
AUGGCAGAUACAAAGAUGAGGCUAGUUGAUUGGCUGGACGACCUAUGCGUCCGCUUCAUCAUCAACCUCCCCCAAGAAGAACUCGAAUCUGUCGAGCGCAUCUGCUUCCAAGUCGAAGAAGCACAAUGGUUCUACGAAGACUUUAUCCGCCCACUCGACCCCCAGCUUCCCUCCAUGAACUUGAAAAAGUUCUGCCUCCUCAUAUUCCAGCACUGUCCGCUGCUCUCCGCUUUCUCCGAGUACCACCACACCCAGGCCUACUCCGAGUUCCUGGCGUACAAGACCCGCGUUCCCGUGCGUGGCGCCAUAAUGUUGAACGACGCUAUGGACCAAGCGGUAUUAGUAAAGGGAUGGAAGAAGGGUGCGAAGUGGAGUUUCCCCCGCGGCAAGAUCAACAAGGAUGAGAAGGAUCUGGAUUGCGCUAUACGCGAGGUCUACGAGGAGACUGGAUUUGAGAUCAAAGAGGCGGGGCUUGUGAAAGAUGAGGCUGAUAUGAAAUACAUUGAAGUGUCAAUGCGGGAGCAACAUAUGCGCUUGUAUGUCUUUCGGGGUGUGCCAAUGGAUACCUACUUUGCGCCGCGGACGAGGAAGGAGAUUAGUAAAAUCGACUGGUAUAAGCUCUCCGACUUGCCGACACUCAAACGGAAAGGCCAAAAUCCACAGCACGUGCAGGGGAACGGAGAGGACGUAUACAAGGAUAACAUGUUUUACAUGGUGGCCCCGUUCCUCGGACCGUUAAGAGCUUGGAUAAACAAGCAGAAGAAACAGGAC